AAUCGCAUAACCUAGCACAGGUUCUGAAAAUUUCCAGUGCUUUUUUUCAUGCCAAUAAGCAAGACAAUCAUUAAAAUAUUUACAUUAUCAAAAAUUUUAUCUGUUGUAUAGUCAAAUACGACGCCAUAUGCCGUGUUUAGUGUAAUACAUAUACACAUAAAUAUAAUUGUUAAUAUAAUUUAUGCACUGAUCAGUCAUUGUGUUGUAUAAUUGUAUUCCCGUUGUAUCAUGACGUGACGUUGUCUAACCAUUGAUAGCUCGCAUAAUAAAAAAAUUAUCAUUGAAUAAAUUAGCCGUCUCGGACUACAGAAUUGUUAAAAUAGGCAUAUUCAGAUUUUAAAAGUGACGAGAUUGUUAAAAUUCUGAUAAUAUAUCGACAUAAUGGAAAAAUUAAAUACUUGUGGAGAUUUAAUUAGAUUAAUAGUAAAAGCACCUGAUCAACAAACUGAUGAUUUAACAGUUGAAUGCCAACUCAAUUGGACUGUUGAAAAACUUAAAAAUCAUCUUCAUGAAGUUUAUCCAACUAAACCAAAAAAAGAGGAACAAAAGGUUAUCUUUUCGGGUCAAAUUUUGAAUGAUUCAAUGAUACUCAAAGAUGUAUUACAACAAAAUUAUAAUACAAAUGAAGAAGUAUACACUAUUCAUUUAGUGUGUCCCACAAAACCAUACAUGAUGAAGGCAAAAUCAACAGUUAAUGAGCUACCACCAAGUAGUAGUAGCUCAUCAUCAGCUACUUCAUCGUUAUCGUCAUCAUCAUCAACAGUACAAGAAUAUUAUAAUCGACUAAAUAAUCAGCAAAUAGUAUGGAUGCAACAAGCUUAUACUCAAUAUCUUACUCAAUAUUUACAAUUAAUGAAUGCUCAUGGAAUGCAGUUACAGCCAACAGGAACAUCAACUGCAACAACAAUGCCUUUUUCACAAUCAAAUCUCUACACAAAUAUAUUUAAUAAUAAUAGUAAUAAUGCAAGAGAUGUUGAUGGAGAGCAGGUACAAACAGGACCAAAUAAUCCAGACACGAAUGAGCACAAUGACAUUAACAACAAUAACAACAACAACAAUAAUAACAAUGCUGAAGACAAUGAUGUAGUAUUGAACCGAGAUUGGUUAGAUGUAUUUGAUGUUUUUGCACGAAUUGUUGUUUUGACCAGCAUUGUUUAUUUUUAUUCAUCUCCAUCAAGAUUUCUCAUCGUUACGUUUCUUGGAUUUGCCAUUUACUUGAUCCAAGGAGGAUUUUUCCGGGGUCAUCAGAUAUAUUUCGAUAAUAAUAAUGGCCGUGUAGAGAAUAACAACAAUCAUAAUGUUAAUAACAAUAACACAGGAAAUGAUCAAACAAAUGGACCAGUAGGUCAACAACAGCAAAACCAGAAUGGUCAAACAAAUAAUAAUAGUGAAGCAAAUACUCAGGAAGCAAGAACGACGACUAAUCAAAAUGAAGAUAAUGAAAGGCCCGGUGCUUUAGCAUUUACGUGGACCUUUUUCAGCUCGUUUUUUGCUUCUCUUAUUCCUGAACAGCCGCAUGUUUUGUAAUUUAACUAAUUUUUUUGCUAAAUGCCAGUUGCAUAAACAACUUAAAUUACUUUUUUGUAUUUAUUGGCGCUAAAUGUUACUUUAUCCAAAGAUUUUUCUCUAUGAUAAGUAAUAACAAGUAUCCAUAAAAUGAAUAUUAAAUAUAAAUAUUUUAUUUUUAUGGUAGAAAAUAAGUGAUAUAAAAAUAUGUAAAAUAUAUUGCGAAUAAUAAUCUAUUAUA
Chelonus insularis is the source of this 1747-nucleotide messenger RNA. RefSeq names its product Homocysteine-induced endoplasmic reticulum protein (gene Herp). The record is from RefSeq and is a predicted model, not a curated record. Lineage: Eukaryota; Metazoa; Arthropoda; Insecta; Hymenoptera; Braconidae. Gene Ontology annotation, molecular function: protein binding. Gene Ontology annotation, biological process: endoplasmic reticulum unfolded protein response. The transcript is spliced from 4 exons. Bases 382 to 1527 code for a protein of 381 amino acids.